AUGAAUCGCUGGCGACUGCAUAGUCGAAGCGACGAGCAGAAGCUCAAUCUCGUUCCCAAAGGAGCCGUUGUCCGAGGGGUGCUGCUGCAGCAGCUGCUACAGGUUGUCGUCGCCGUGCUUCUAUUCCUGGUGGACCCCAACAGUCAGAACCACGGGGAGGUGCCGCCCAGCCUGUGGGUGCAGGUGGCGCAGGUGGGCGUGGCCAUGGUGGUGAUGGACGCGUGGCAGUACUUCUGGCACCGCCUCAUGCACGAGAGCCGCUUCCUCUACAGGAACCUGCACAGCUGGCACCACAGGCUGCUCGUGCCGUACGCCUAUGGUGCCCUCUACAACCACCCCAUUGAGGGGCUCAUUCUUGACACCUUUGGCGGCGCCGUCUCCUUCCUUGUCUCUGGCAUGCACCCGCGCACGGCCAUUUUCUUCUUCACCUUCGCCACCAUGAAGACGGUGGACGACCACUGCGGCCUUGUGCUGCCCUUCAGCCCCUUCCAGCGCUUCUUCCACAACAAUGCCGCCUACCAUGACAUACACCACCAGCUCUCCGGGUUCCGCUUCAACUACUCGCAGCCAUUCUUCCCCGUGUGGGACAUGCUCCUGGGCACCCACAUGCCCUUCACGCUCGUGCAACGGGCAGACGGGGGAGUGGAGGCCAAGGCGAUCCGCAAGGCAUCGCUCUCCUCUGACGCUAAGACCACCGCCGCUGCUGCUACUGCCGCCAAAGCUGAUGCUGCCGGGGCUACUGCUGCUAAUGGGGGUGGGGAGGGGGAGCGCAAGGAUAAGAAGAACGACUAA
Molecule: messenger RNA, 792 nt
Organism: Closterium sp. Naga37s-1
Lineage: Eukaryota; Viridiplantae; Streptophyta; Zygnematophyceae; Desmidiales; Closteriaceae
Source: the annotation of a GenBank genome assembly